AUGCUGCCAGCCAAGUGCCGCCCCUCGCCGGCGGCGGCCCGCCACUCCUUGCCGGCCGCUCCUUGCUGCGAGCUCACCUCACGCUCGCCGGCCCCACCCCGAAUCCGCGCAGGCAGCUCCCCGUCGCUCCCUGCCGUGCAGCUCCUCACCGACCGCGGCCCGCCGCUCCUUGCCGUGAGCUCGCGUCGCAUUCGCCGGCAGCUCCCCACCGCGCCGCGCCGCUCCAUGGUGGGGAUCGACCUCGGCACCACCAACUUCGCCGUGGCCGCCAUGGAGGGCGGCAAGCCCACCGUCGUCACCAACGCCGAGGGCGCGCGCACCACGCCCUCCGUCGUCGCCUACACCAAGACCGGGGAGCGCCUCGUCGGCCAGAUCGCCAAGCGCCAGGCGGUCGUCAACCCCGAGAACACCUUCUCCGUCAAGAGGUUCAUCGGCCGCAAGAUGUCCGAGGUCGACGACGAGGCCAAGCAGGUCUCGUACGACGUCGUCGCCCGGCCACCGGCCGCUGCUCCUCGCCGACCCCCGCCCGUUGCUCCUCGCCCGGCCGCAGCCCGCCGCCCACUGCGCUUCCUCCCCGUCGCGCUGCCUUGCCACGGGGUUGCCACGCCGGCCGCCUCAUCUUGGGCCCACCUCCGGCUGCUCCCCACCUCGCCGGCUGCCCCCCGCUGUGGUCCCACCUCGCGUGCCGGCCGUGCCCCGCCGGGUGCAGCGACGGGUGCCGGCGGCGGGGAUGGAGGUCGGGGUGCCGCGCUGGAGAGAGAAGGACGGAGGCGGUUUGCGUCGUGGAGAGAGAGACUCAUUUUUGCGUCCCUCCUCGGCUGA
Messenger RNA from Panicum virgatum (switchgrass), 822 nucleotides. RefSeq lists its product as uncharacterized. Gene Ontology annotation, cellular component: chloroplast; cytoplasm. Bases 1 to 822 code for a protein of 273 amino acids. The record is from RefSeq and is a predicted model, not a curated record. The transcript has a single exon. Gene Ontology annotation, biological process: cellular response to unfolded protein; protein refolding. Gene Ontology annotation, molecular function: ATP-dependent protein folding chaperone; misfolded protein binding; ATP binding. NCBI's taxonomy places the organism in Eukaryota, Viridiplantae, Streptophyta, Magnoliopsida, Poales, Poaceae.